This is a messenger RNA of Saccharomyces mikatae IFO 1815, 1038 nucleotides long. Its product is annotated as pyridoxine 4-dehydrogenase. NCBI's taxonomy places the organism in Eukaryota, Fungi, Ascomycota, Saccharomycetes, Saccharomycetales, Saccharomycetaceae. The transcript has a single exon. Bases 1 to 1038 code for a protein of 345 amino acids. The record is from RefSeq and is a predicted model, not a curated record. Gene Ontology annotation, cellular component: cytoplasm.
AUGCCAGCUACCAAUUUGAAAAACAUUGUUCAUGAGUUAGAUACCGGCUAUGGAUUAAUGAGUUUAACCUGGAGAGCUGAGCCUGUCCCUCAGUCGCAGGCUUUCGAAGCGAUGUACAGAUCUGUUGAAUUGGCCAAAGAACGGGGGCACAAGGCUUUCUUUAAUGUUGGUGAGUUUUACGGCCCGGAUUUCAUUAACUUGACGUACGUUCACGAUUUCUUUUUGAAGUAUCCGGAGUUGAGAGAGCAUGUAGUUAUAAGUUGCAAAGGUGGUGUAGACAUUGCCACGUUAACUCCCAAAGGCAGUCACGAUGACGUCAUUCAAAGUGUGAAGAAUUCAGUGAGCGCUAUCGGCGGCUAUAUCGACAUCUUCGAAGUUGCAAGAAUCGACACUUCUCUAUGUACCAAAGGGGAGGUCUACCCAUACGAAUCGUUUGAAGCUCUUGCCGAAAUGAUAUCCGAAGGCGUUAUUGGUGGUAUCUCAUUGAGUGAGGUCAACGAAGAACAAAUCAGAGCUAUCAACAAGGACUGGAGCAAGUUUUUGACUUGCGUCGAAGUCGAACUUUCUUUGUUCAGUACAGACAUUUUCCAAAACGGAAUUGCCAGAACAUGUGCAGAAUUAGGGUUGACUAUUAUCUGUUACUCUCCCCUGGGCAGAGGGUUACUAACUGGCCAACUGAAGUCCAACGCUGACAUUCCAGAGGGUGACUUUAGAAAGACUCUGAAAAGAUUUAGCGAUGAGUCUUUAAAGAAAAAUCUGACAUUGGUUAAAUUCCUGCAGGAAGAAAUUGUCGACAGGCGCCCCCCAAAUAAUUCCAUUACUCUUGCUCAGUUAGCUUUGGGAUGGAUCAAACAUUGGAACAAAGUCCCAGAAUACAAAGGCGCCAAAUUUAUUCCAAUUCCAAGUGGUUCUUCUAUUUCUAAGGUCAAUGAGAAUUUUGAAGAAAAGAAAACCAAACUUACCGACCAAGAAUUCAGUGCCAUCAACAAAUACUUGGCUACUUUCCGGACUGUUGGAGAUAGAUACGAAAUGGUGUGA